CACGGGGCUCGUCCCGUGCUUCCUCGCCGCCGCCGCCGCCGGGCCGUGGCGAGGCCGCCGUCGACGCCCCCGCCGCCUCUCCGUCCUUUGCUUCCCCGACGCUGCCACCUCUCCAUCCCCUUCGCUUCUCCCCCCCGCGCCCGGUAUCUGUCGCGGGCGCCUCCCCAUCUCGCUUCUCCGCCGCUGGCGCUGGCGCGGCGUUCUACCCUUUCCGUGCUUCCCCGCCGCCACCGCCGCCGCCAUACCCAUCCAGAGCGACGGGCCUCUUCAGCGUCUGCAGAUUCCUUCUGUCUCGGUGUGAAUAGGGCUUGGAAGGUACCUGUUUGGUCACACUCUCAGCGCUGAUUGGUGGAAGGUGUUGUGGUGCUCCGUUGUCUGAUAUUUCUCUCGAAUCGGUAGCGAGGGCGUGGCUGCUGUUUGUACUUUUUUGAGCUUUGACGGAAUGGAGUGCAACAAGGAUGAGGCCCUUAGGGCGAAGGAAAUUGCAGAGAGGAAGUUCCAAUCCAGGGACCUGCAGGGGGCCAAGAAAUUCGCCCUUAAGGCCAAGGCUCUCUUUCCGGAUCUCGAAGGUAUUGUGCAGAUGAUCACUACCUUGGAUGUUUACCUUACUUCGGAGGUGAAGAUUGCUGGCGAGAAGGACUGGUACUCUAUCCUUUCUGUGGACACGUCGGCAGACGAUGAAACUCUGAAGAAGCAGUACAGGAAGUUACUGCUUCAGCUCCAUCCCGACAAGAACAAGUCAGUGGGUGCUGAGGGUGCUUUCCAGAUGGUUCAAGAGGCAUGGACCGUGCUGUCCGACAAAACCAAGAGAGCGCUGUUUGACCAAAAAAGGAAAUUGAUUGUAAUGCAACAGAAGAGAUCUCAAUCAAAUAAGACAAGUGCAGCUCCAUGUGCAGCCAAUGGCUUUGAACAUUUCGCAGCCAAAGCACCCGCUUCCAAGGCAAGUGCAAACAAGGAAAAGACAGGAUCAGCAACAUCUGCAGUGCGUCAGCACCCGCCCCCGCCUCCACCCCCACAGCGCCCGCCUCCACCCCCACCCCCACAGCGCCCGCUUCCUCGCCAUCAGGCUGCUGCUCCAGCUCCACCUCCAGCAGCACAACCUACAUUUUGGACCUCAUGCAACAAAUGCAAGAUGAAUUUUGAAUACCUCAGAGAGUAUUUAAAUCGCAAUCUGCUUUGCCCUAGCUGCCGCGAGCCAUUCAUUGCUAAAGAGGUGCCGAUGCCACCAACUGAGAUUGUUCAGGCAGUACGUGAUUCAAACAUCCGCGGUGCAACUGAAGAUGCAAGCGCUGGCAGAAAGUUUCAGUGGGGUCUGUUCUCAAGGACAGCUGGUCCAGCUAGUGCUACUGCAUCAUCCGCUGCUGGCACUCAAGCUGCUAAUAUGGUUCAUCAGACGUAUGAGAAAGUGAAGAGAGAGAGGGAGGAGGCACAAGCUGCAGCAAGAAGGGAAGAAGCUCUUCAGAAGAAGCACAAUGCUCUAAAAAGGAAAGCAAAUGUGUCCGAGAAUGUUAACCAUAGAAUGGGUGAUGUUGCAUCUGGAAAGAAGAUGAAAACUGUGGGUAUAGAUGCUGGAGUUGGUUCUUCCUCCAUUCUCUCAGGUCCAUGGGCCAAUUAUGUUGGAACUCCAGGUGGAACUAUACCAUUUUCAACCAACAGUGGAGCCUUUGAGUUUCAAGGUGCUAAUGGUGUGAUACCCAAUUGGAGACCUAGGCCUUCUACUCGGAUGAGUGUAACUAGGACUUUCUCUAAGAAGGAUAUUAGGAACAUUUUGAUUGACAAGAUGAAGAGCGAUUUGAGGGAGAAGCUAAAGGAGAUAAGAAGUAAACCACUCCAAGUUACAGUUAAUGGAAAAGCAAGCGAGAAACAUGUGGUUAACGAACAUGUUGAGGGUAAUGAAACUCUUGCGUCAGAUGAUUCUACUACAAACAAAGAUGUCUGCGCUGAUCCAGAGGAGAAUGGUUCUGCUAAUAGUGCAGAUGCUGAAAAUGAAGAUGACAGCACUUUCUCCUAUACUGUUCCUGAUCCUGAUUUCCAUGAUUUUGACAAGGAUCGUACUGAGGAAUCUUUUCAGAGUGAUCAAAUUUGGGCUUCAUAUGAUGACGAAGAUGGCAUGCCUCGUUAUUAUGCAUAUAUUCAGAAAGUUAUCUCCUUGAAUCCAUUUAAGGUCAAAAUAAGUUAUCUCGCAUCGAGGACAAAUAGUGAAUUUGGACCAUUGAAUUGGGCUUCUUCCGGCUUCAUAAAGACAUGCGGUGAUUUCAGGAUUGGUAGAUAUGAAACUGUAGAUAUAAUCAACAUGUUCUCUCACCAGAUUAAAUGGGAGAAAGGUCCACGUGGGGUGGUCAAAAUUUAUCCGCAGAAAGGCGAUAUCUGGGCUUUGUACCGAAAUUGGUCCCCUCAUUGGAAUGGAGGUACUCCUGAUAAUGUGCUUCAUGUUUAUGAUCUGGUUGAGGUACAGGAUGAUUAUGAUGAAGAUAAUGGAAUUUCUGUCAUUCCCUUGAUUAAGCUCACUGGAUUUCGAACAGUUUUCCAGCGUCAUCAGGAUCAGGAUGUCAUCAAGAGGAUUCCAAAAGGAGAGAUGUUUCGGUUUUCACAUCAGGUUCCCUUUUACAGGAUGUCAGGGGAAGAAGCUCCAAAUGUCCCCAAAGAUAGCUAUGAGGUAGAUCCAGCUGCUAUCUCUAAAGAACUUCUUCAGGGGAUCACAGAAACUGUGAAGGAGGCAGAGGGAACUUCUAAAUGCUGAGUAAAAAAGUUGAUGCUGACUCAUUUAUGCCUUUGUUGACCUGCCGUUUUGAAUCAAAUAUUUGUUGACAUUUGCUAGUUUCUAUAGUUUCCUAGCCUCUACCACUUUGACAAUCACCUUUGUAUACAGUUGUUGGUCUGGGGCUAGCCAUUCCUAAAUCAUCUUGUAUGGCAUCUGGGCAUGUGUCUUGUCAUCUCAAAACUUAAACAGUGAUGCUGAUAAUGUGAGUUAGAGACAUAGUCAUUUUGUAUGUCACAGAUACUUGGAAUUACCGAUACUGCUACAAUAUGCUUUCUUAUCUCUUGGAAUGAAGGUUUUGCUAUAUUA
Hordeum vulgare subsp. vulgare (domesticated barley) is the source of this 3067-nucleotide messenger RNA. RefSeq lists its product as uncharacterized. The transcript has 2 exons. NCBI's taxonomy places the organism in Eukaryota, Viridiplantae, Streptophyta, Magnoliopsida, Poales, Poaceae. The coding region runs from base 443 to 2740 and encodes 765 amino acids. The record is from RefSeq and is a predicted model, not a curated record.